Myzus persicae (green peach aphid) is the source of this 3198-nucleotide messenger RNA. RefSeq lists its product as uncharacterized. Bases 287 to 2971 code for a protein of 894 amino acids. The transcript is spliced from 10 exons. Lineage: Eukaryota; Metazoa; Arthropoda; Insecta; Hemiptera; Aphididae. Gene Ontology annotation, biological process: positive regulation of protein phosphorylation; DNA damage response; cell population proliferation. Gene Ontology annotation, cellular component: nucleus. The record is from RefSeq and is a predicted model, not a curated record.
CACAAAUAAUUUUUUCCUGCGAAGAUCCAUUCGUAGAUUUUUCUCUGUUAUCAGUUUAUCAGUUUAUCACCAAAUAUCUUAUCGUUAUCACGGUUACGGCGGUUUUUUUGAUAAUGUUGAAUUUUUAAAUUUUGUUUUUGUUCUGGUUUCUGUGCGCUCGACCGUUCGAGUGUUCGACUGUUACAAUAAUAAUAUCAAUCAAUAUAAUAUUACUACCUACGUUUCCAGUUCUAUAUUAUUUAUUUAAGUUGUCAUCAUCGUCCCGUGCACGGUUCGGUCUUCGAUCAUGUCGUCGAACCGCCCGCCAACUGUCGAAAGGCUUCUGACUGCGUUGGAUUGCAUGCUGGUCGAUGGUUUCGCGAUACAAGACAAAACUCUACUUGAAAAACUUUUGACAAGUCUGCAGAAUGCGGACGCUCUGUUGAGUACAGUACCGAUCGACAUUUACUGCAAAUGGUUUGACAGUGUUAUGGCCAUGUAUCGAAAUCAAACUCCAAUGUCUAAAAAUGCUUGUAUACAUCUGUAUGCUUUUGCCCUCAAGUACUUGGCCAUAUUGGUAAAACAUGACGAUCGUCUGGUAGCUCUCAUUGAGACUCAGACUCUCCAAUCAAUGAUUAAUCAGCUAGACGUUGGGUCUGAUCUUAAAGAGUCUUCAAUUUUUAACGCCUAUAUGUCGUUGUUGCAGGCAUUAAAUACUCAUAAACAGGGUCUUGAGUAUGUUUUCCAAGAAGGUUUAUGGAAAAUUAUACUUUUUGCUAUUCAUGGAUUAACUGUUCCAGCAAAAUAUGUUGAAAUUCAAGCUAGUCAGUAUGUUGCCGACUUAAUUUAUAAGUCAUUUGACCAUGAAAUGGUGCAUUACUGUGAACCUCUCCUAAAAGAGCUAUUUUAUAACUUAAAUUCAACUGAUAAUCUAAUUGUCAAUCAUCCAGACAUCAAAGAAUUUUUUGCCUAUAAUGUUUAUGUAAAAACAUUAAUUUUAUCUUUAGAAAAAUUCAUUGGAACUAAGUAUGAAUCGGAUGUUGUCCAUAAAAUAAUUAAAAAAUAUUCUUUAUCAGAUGUAUUAGUGAAUAUUCAAAAACUAUUAAAUGUAAAUCCAAUCUUAUUAAAAAACUAUAUGACGUUACAUUUGAUAUUUGAUUGUUUUACGGUUUGGCAUAAUUCUGACAUGGAAUUUAUAUUAAAAUCGAUAUUUUCUCUUAUGAAUACGCCAAAAAACAUUCAAUCAUAUAAACAAAUUAACAACUUAUAUACACAAGCAAUUAGAUAUGUGAACACCAGUAAUGCACAAUUAGCAGCUAACACAAUAUUUGAAAAGGAAUUAAUUAUUGGUCAGUUGAUACCUUUAAACAAAUGUUCAGACUGCCUUCAAUGUUCUGAAUACGAAAAACCAAAAUAUGAUAGAAGUUGUAUUAUUGAAGCAAAAUACAUUUUAAAUUAUUGCAAUAAUUAUGAUUCUAUGAUAUAUGAAGUGGCCAUUUCUUCUAUACUCAAUAUUGUAGACAUUGUUCCAAUACUGAAACAAGUGUCAUUGGAUUACCUAUUCAAUUUUUUUUCAACAAUAACAGAACAUUUUCUAAAUUCUGACAAUUGGUUAGAACAGUGUCAAGAUCGAGAUUCAAAUUAUAAUAAAUUCUUAGAAAUAUUAUCAUACAUAUUUAUAUGUUGGGCUAAAGUAAUAGACUGUCAACUAUUUACUGAAAUUGCAACUCAUAACCAAAUGUUGGUGCCACUUGUACAGAGCCAUAGUCAGUUUUUUCAAAAAUCUUCUCUCAAUUCUACUCUCUUACAGAAUGGUUUGAAAUUAAUUAGUACUGUAUUAAAUAAAAUGAACAAAGAAAGUGCACAAUAUACUGAUAAUUUGGAAGAUUUUGGUACACUGUGUACUACACUUCAUAAUUUACUAUUGGAUACUAGACCAGAAAUUCGUGAUAGCUGCUUACAGUGUAUUAGAAGCAUUGUAAAUUCUUCUAAAUACAGUUCUGGGCAUUUUUUUAUCAAACUCAUCUUGGAAAAAGGCUUGUCAAUAGCUGUUAUAAAUACUCUUAAACAUGACAAUGAUCCAUUUGUAAGAUCUAAAGCUCUUGAAUGUCUAGAAGAAAUGGUGUCUGUAUUAGAUAUUUGGGAAACAUCAUUAAAAGAAUCAGAUUUAAUUACACAUUGUUUAAAUUUAAUGCAAUAUGAAUCUGAAGGUAUCAUUAGACGACAAAUUGUAAAACUCAUCACAGCAUUGUUCGAUUAUAAUGAGCUCAGUGAUAAUUUAUUUAACGAAAUAUGCAUUGUAAUGGUACACAUUAGCAUCAAAGAUCCACUUUGGGAAGUAAAAACAUUUACUUAUGAAUUUUGGAGUUCUGUUAUUCAUAAAUUUAUUGGAAAAUCUUGUAAACAAAAUAAUACUGAAAGACUAAAUGACAAUCUUGUCAAAUUAAGUGGAACAGGCUGCCUACAUGUUCUUUAUGUCGCAUUAAAAGAAGAACAUGAUUUGGUUGUACAAAAAAAAGCCAUUCGCCUAACAAAAGAAUUGCUGGCUUCUAUAAGCUUUACUGAUGAUAAUAUGCAAGACCUUGAUUUUAAACUAAAUAGUGAACCAGUAAAUAGUCUGCCCAGUAUUAUUGAUGGAAACAUUGAAAAUUGUUCUGGUUCCAUGCAAAAAAAAUCCAGGCAAAUUGACUCAUCCGAUAGAAUUUUAAACUCUAUUACAACAUCAAGUGAUUGUGAAUUAUUGCCAAGUCUCAAGUCUUUCAACAAUAGUAAUAUCUAUCCAAAUUAUAUUUGUCUUCGUCAGAAAACUGAUGUGUAUUUAAAAAUAAAUGAUUUUUUAAAUUUUACUUCUACUUAUGAUUUUAAUGACUGUGAAGCUAAAACACAGUGGGUUAUAUCUACGAGGUCUGGUUUGGAUUCAAUGUUGGAUGACAUAAUUGGUCAAUCACAAAAUUGCUUCAUUGAAGGAGCUGAUCUUUUAGACUGUCAUUAACUACAUUCUGCAUAGUAUUUUAAACCUAUGUUAAUAUUAUCAGUUAUUAGGAUAAUAUCUUCAUUUUUCACAUGUAUAUUUUUAAAUUGUGUCCUUUUUUCUUCUAUAAAUGUAAUUAUAUUUAGUAGUGUUUUUUUGUGCAAAUAAUAUGAUUAUUAUUGCUUUAUUUCUUUUGUGCAGUUCUUACAAAUAUACCAACUUUUUUCUUUAUUAUAUUGUAUGAUUAU